CGGGCGCGUUGCUCUGGGCGGGCGGUUUGGGUGCUUGCUUGGAGCCGCGGGGGCGCGGGGCUCCGGGGUUCGGGGCUCGCCCCCGCUCCGGGCAGGCGCGCCUAUGGCCUUUGUAAGGUGACGCCGCGCUCACCGGCUUUCUCCGGGGGCGGAGGAAGCACCCAUGAACCCUUCGGCGACCUUCCUCGCCGUGCGCCAGAACAUCGGGUCAGAAGUUGAGUGUUCUACUAUCGACAAACAACGGAAAGAGCUGCAGCUGCUCAUUGGAGAAUUAAAAGAUCGUGAUAAAGAGCUCAAUGAUAUGGUCGCAGUACAUCAGAGACAACUUCUUUCAUGGGAAGAGGAUCGGCAGAAAGUGUUGACUUUGGAAGAACGUUGCAGCAAAUUAGAGGGUGAACUACAUAAAAGAACUGAAAUAAUCAAGUCACUCACAAAGAAGGUAAAAACCCUUGAAUCUAAUCAAAUUGAAUGCCAAGCGGCUCUUCAGAAGACUCAGCUACAGCUUCAGGAAAUGGCUCAAAAAGCAACCCAUUCCUCUCUCCUCUCUGAAGACCUUGAGGCUAGAAAUGAAAAUCUCAGCAACACAUUAGUGGAACUUUCUGCUCAGGUAGGACAAUUACAAGCUCGAGAACAGGCUCUCACUACGAUGAUAAAGCUAAAGGACAAAGAUAUUAUCGAGGCCGUCAAUCACAUUGCAGACUGCUCAGGAAAAUUUAAAUUAUUAGAGCAUGCCUUGCGUGACGCAAAGAUGGUGGAGACUUGUAUUGUGAAAGAAAAGCAAGAUUAUAAGCAGAAAUUGAAGACACUUAAAAUUGAAGUUAAUAAAUUGAAAGAAGAUCUAAAUGAAAAGACAACAGAAAAUAAUGAACAACGAGAAGAGAUCAUUCGCCUCAAGCAAGAGAAAAGUUGCCUGCAUGAUGAAUUGGUUUUUACUGCAGAGAGAGAAAAAAGGAAAGAUGAGUUACUUGAUAUUGCAAAGUCAAAGCAAGAACGUACAAAUGCAGAACUGCAUAAUCUCAGACAGAUUUAUGUAAAACAACAGAGUGAUCUGCAGUUUCUUAAUUUUAAUGUGGAAAAUUCUCAGGAAUUAAUACAGAUCUAUGACUCAAAGAUGGAGGAAUCAAAGGUUCUGGAGUCCAGCAGAGACAUGUGUUUGUCAGACCUUGAGAAUCACCGCCCAAAAGUCGAUAUUAAGAGGGAGAAAAAUCAGAAGUCAUUGAUGAAACAUCCAAAAUUUGAGACCAUGUUGGUUCAGCAAAAUCAGCCAGACAGGGGCUCUUGUGAGGUGUGCAAAGAGAAGAAACAACAGGGUAAUACCUCAUUUGGGGAAAAAAAUGUAAUUGCUAUCUCAUCUGUAUUUACAAAAGACUUACUGGAGAAGCAAAAGUCUUGGUCUCUGGGAGGAAAAAUGCCAGUCGAACCUGAAAACCAAAGAACAUUGUGCAAGAUCCAUGCAAAGUCACCAAAAGGUAAUGGGAUCGGGAUUCAGAAUGAAGAGAAACAACUCUCCGAAACAUCAACAUCAUUAUCUGAUGAGAAACAGUGGCAUGAUGUCAAUGUGUACCUGGGCCUGGCCAACUGUUCUGGUUCAAAACAACCGGAAAGGCUGGAUGUUGAAUGUCAAGAUGACAUAGAAAGAUCUGGAGUCUCCUGUUGCCAUAAAAAUGAAACCUGUCUGGGAGAGAGUGACAUGUAUGAAUCCAAGUGCUGCCACCCAAGUAACUUCAUCAUUGAAGCUCCGGGCCACAUGUCUGACAUGGAGUGGAUGAGCAUUUUCAAGCCUUCUAAAGUACAAAGAAUUGUUCGCCACAAAUCUGUGUGUACUUGUUCAGAAAGUGCCGGUGGAAGGAAAUACAACUCCUCCACGAGUGAGCUAAUUGCCAUCCAGCAUUCCCACUGUUUGGGUUCUUCAAAAUCUGUCACAAGAGAGGAUGAGAAAUUAAUAGAGACAGAGCCCUCUUCUGAUGUAAAGAACUCAUCUAAGAUUUUGUUAUUCAACAAAGAGACACCAUUGUCCAGUGAGAAGGAUGACUUUUCGCCCACAAGCAAGCUUCAGCGUUUGCUGGCAGAGUCUCGCCAGAUGGUGACAGACCUGGAGCUGAGUACUCUGCUCCCCAUCAGUUCUGAGAGUCUCAGGAGCAGUGCCAGAAAUAAUUUAGAAGUCUCAGAAGAGUCAGCUCAAAAAAAUACUUUUAUUAGUAAUUGAAGAAAACAAAAGUCAACUUCACUAUUCAUUGUGGUCAUAGAAGCCAAUUUCUCAUCUUCGGAAGGCAGGAAGUGGACAUCAAUACCUAAUACCUAACCUUGAAAACAAGAAGGGGAUUGUAAUCCUUUGUAAGCAACAUUGAAUACCCAAGGGAAGCAGAAACUGAAAGUUAAUUUUUCAGCAUCUAUAUUUUGUUUGUUUUCAAGUUGACCAUUUUCAUGUUGAAGAUAUAUUUUUUUAUGUGUAAGAAAUUAGACCUUACUGUGUAUUUAUCUAUAUACAAACUUGGAAUAAUUAUGCUAGAGAGAAAAGGACUUCUCUGUAAAGAUGUAGACUACAGUUAAGUACUAGAGAAGCUCUUUAAAAAUGUGAACAUCAAAUAGAGAACCCCUGCAUACAAAAUGCUAUUUUAACUAUGAUUUUUUUUUAAAAAAACUGUGCUUUAAAUUAUAACCAACAGCUUAUUAGAGUCACCUGCGAAUAUAUGAGAAGUGGUAUUCUCUUCUUUUGUGGCUUUAGCUCUGGACUUUGCUAUGUAAAAGAGACAUAAAAUGAUAGGAUACAAAAUAUUUUUAACUGGAAAGUAUCUCCUCUGUUACUGACAGUUGAGGUCCUUCUGUCCCAAAGCUGAACAGAGCCCCAUCUCGUCUGGGUCUGUAAUAGGUCCCAUCUACUUACACAAACAAAAACUUGCAAGUUUUGUAUGCAUUUUUUUUUUUUAUCAUUAAAGACUAAAACACUUA
Molecule: messenger RNA, 2949 nt
Organism: Canis lupus familiaris (dog)
Lineage: Eukaryota; Metazoa; Chordata; Mammalia; Carnivora; Canidae
Gene: CCDC62
Product: coiled-coil domain containing 62
Exons: 13
Coding region: 164-2206 (680 amino acids)
Source: RefSeq, a predicted model, not a curated record